Messenger RNA from Miscanthus lutarioriparius, 579 nucleotides. The record is from the annotation of a GenBank genome assembly. NCBI's taxonomy places the organism in Eukaryota, Viridiplantae, Streptophyta, Magnoliopsida, Poales, Poaceae.
AUGCGCCAGAUCUUGGCGCUCAAGAAGAUGCGGCUCCCUGAGGACGACGAGGACGUGCCCCCACCGUGCUUCGGGCUCCGGCACCAUGGUGUAGACGGCUUGCUGCCUCCUCUCAGCGGACCUCCGCACCGCGCGCCCGCCGUCGGCUGCAGACGCACUGCGCCGGGCCGCAAGCUCGCAGCCGCCGCCUGUGCCCCUACAUUUAAGGGGCGGAAGCAAAUUGAGAACCGUAGAGUGGUUGAGUUGGGUGGAAAGGCCGUUAAGAAGCACCGCACACCAUUAAGUGUCGCGAAGCCAGCUCUGAAGAAUCAGAAGAAAAGAGAGCAAAAGAAAAUCGAAGAGGAAAAACUACUUGGGAUCUUUAGGAAGAGGGACAAGAAUACCAAAGCUCACAAGACUAGACCAGAGGACCGAGUUCUUAGGGCCACAGAAGGGCGCUUUAAGAAUGGUAUACUGGACGUCAAGCAUCUUCUGGCUCCACCGAAACCAUCAGGGAGGGAUGCGCCGGAACCGAAGAUGAGAAAGGGCAAGCACAAGGGGAAGGGUAAACAGAAAGGUGGCAGAAGGAAGAGACGUUGA